Messenger RNA from Dacryopinax primogenitus, 4719 nucleotides. RefSeq lists its product as uncharacterized. Gene Ontology annotation, biological process: transmembrane transport. Bases 1 to 4719 code for a protein of 1572 amino acids. Gene Ontology annotation, cellular component: membrane; fungal-type vacuole. Gene Ontology annotation, molecular function: ATP hydrolysis activity; ABC-type peptide transporter activity; ATP binding. Lineage: Eukaryota; Fungi; Basidiomycota; Dacrymycetes; Dacrymycetales; Dacrymycetaceae. The transcript has 26 exons. The record is from RefSeq and is a predicted model, not a curated record.
AUGGCACAGCUGGACGCCGUUGAGGCAUUUCUUGCCCGCCUGGCAAUGCCAGAGGUCGCGUGCUCCUUGAACACGAUAUGGCUUGAUGCGCGUCUCCUUCCCGCAUAUGCGUCAUUGGUCUCGUUUCCAAUCCUGUUCACUACCAUCGCGUCCUCAACGAGCAACAAGUCAUCCACCGAGGCGAUAGGUGAUACCGCCGUUCCGCAGUCUCUUCGCCAGCGAAUCGACGCUUUCAUCAAGCAACGAGGAGGAUGGUCCAUCUACACAUUCAAUGUCGUACGAACCCUGGCAGCUACGACACUUGUGGGGCUCACGAUAGCGGCGAUCGUGCUAAGCAGCGAGGAGUGGCAUGACGUUGCCCGAGGGACGUCUCAGGUCCCGCUGGGUGGAGGACGGCCAUGGGACAAGCUGUGGGAUUGUACAGGACGAGCUGAAGUGGGACUCUUAGUUGGCUAUGCAUAUGCUGCCAUACUGGCCCUUUGUGCACUUGUCCUCUCUGGCUCGGCUCGCGCCUCUUGCUCGUUCCACGCUGCUUUGGUGCUGUUCGUUCAAUUCCUCGUCUUCGCAUGGCGAAACCUUUUACCUCUGGCAGCAUUUGAAGGAGUCCCAGCUGAUGGCACCAUUCCAUGGCUUCUGUGGACUCGUGGCUCCUUAGUCACCGUCGUCGGUUGUGUACUCCCCGGCCUCGUACCGCGUGUCUAUAUCCCGUAUGACCCAGUCAACCCCGCUGCCAACCCCGCUCCCGAACAAACAGCAUCUCUCAUCAGUUUCCUCUUCUGUGGUUUUCUCGAGCCGCUCAUAUUGAUGUCAUAUCAGCUACCUUCUCUACCGUACGACAAACUCCCUCCUUUGCCUGAUACCGACUGGAGCGAGAACCUACGGAAGCGCGCCGUUACAAAGCUCGACCCCAUGGUGAGGCGGCAGCUGGGUUUGAAAGAACGACAUCUCUUCAUCGGCUUGACGGAGAUUUUCUUCUGGGACUGGGUGAAAAUGGCGGUGGGCCUGAUGCUCCAAGUCAUUGUAGGCUUCCUUGGACCGAUCGGCCUCAACCGUCUCCUGACAUAUAUGGAAAAAGGCGGGGAAGGCGCUACAAUUCGGCCGUUUGUUUGGAUCAGUUCCAUCUUCCUCGCCCCGGUACUGAAUGCCCUUCCACUCAAUUUAUACAACUUUGUAAGCACGCGCAUGGCCGUACAGGGCGAGAGCAUUCUCGCUCAACUCAUCUUCGAGCAUGCGCUCAGGGUGAGAUCCACGGACGAGACAGCAAUUCCUGAUUCUUCUUCAACCACACCUGCGACGAAUACACCCACUGCUGCAAGUAACAUACCAAACGGCACCGAACGGCCCACGCUGAACGAACCGGGAACUGAAACGGACACACUAGUGGACACCGAUGGUCGAGAGAGCGAGAAUUGCGAAAGCCAGGCAUCAACUUCCGCACCAUCAGGGACUGAGUCAACCAGGGGUAACAAGCCAAUAGACCAGAAGACGACCGCACACCAUGAUGUGCAUCUGUCAGGGAAGAUUAACAACCUAUUCGGGACGGAUAUUGGCAACGUUCUUAGUGGACGGGAUUUCUUGGUCGUACUCCUCAACUGCCCCUUUGAAGCUAUCAUGGCCGCCUGGUUUCUCUGGAUCGUUCUUGACUGGGCGGCUGUUGUCGGCAUGCUCUUCAUUGUGGUGACACUUCCCGUACCUGGGAUGAUCGGCAAUAUGAUGCAAGGUACGCAAUCAAGAAUGAUGCAAAAGAAAGACGUGAGAGCGCAAUCCGUCACUGAAUCGGUCGGGAUCAUACGAAUGAUCAAAAUGUUCGGCUGGGAAAGUCUUGUGAAACAGCAGCUUGUCGAACGAAGAAUGGACGAAGUGCGCUAUAUCCGGCUGAAGAAGUUACUGAAUAUUGUGAAUAUGGAGGUCGGCGGGAUGCUGCCCAUGGUAACGAUGAUCAUUACAUACGCCUUCUGGACUCUGGUUCAGAAAAGAGAGUUGGAUGCUGCGAGGGUAUUCUCCAGUGUACCCGUGUUCGAGAUGUUGAGGGGCGACAUGAUGACAAUGACCAUGCUGCUAAGCAACAUUGUUGAAGCCAAAGUUUCCCUUGACCGAAUCACGGCUUUUCUCCGUUCUAGUCACCUCUUGGAUAAGUGCCAGCAGCAAGCAGAUGAAGUCUCGUUCAGCAGGGAGGAUCAGCAAGUUGCAGGCGAUGUAAUCGGGUUUCACAACGCACGCUUUACCUGGGCGGAGCCUUCUGCCGGUGUAGUCGUGUCUGGGCAAAGAGACUUCUGUUUGCAUCUAGACCAUCUGAUCUUCAAAGAAGGUGAACUUAACAUCAUUGUUGGGCCGACGGGAUGUGGAAAAACCGCCAUACUCAUGGCACUACUCGGCGAAAUGCACUUUGACAAGCAAGGUGUCGAAUCCUGGUUUAAUCUGCCCCGACAGCACGGGAUAGCAUACGCCGCGCAAGAGUCAUGGGUGCAAAAUGACACGAUACGCGUUGGAGAGCGAGGCCUAACACUUUCCGGUGGCCAAAAGGCUCGUAUAACACUUGCUCGAGCAGUCUAUUCUGGAGCCCAGAUACUACUUCUGGACGAUGUUCUAUCAGCCUUGGAUGUGCAUACAGCCCGCUGGAUUGUUUCGAAAUGCUUGCAGGGCGAUCUUAUUGAAGGUCGUACUGUGAUCCUGGUUACGCAUGCUGUGACGCUAGUCACUCCAAUAUCGGACAACGUCAUUUCAAUGAACGCCCAUGGCCAGGUUAUCAGUCAGGGCCGUCUCGAUGGCAAUCUCGAGCUGGACCCGAUUCUCAAAGAAGAGCUAGAAGAGAGCAACAAGACUCUGCAGAUCAUCGACAAAUCUGAGGAAGACCAAAAUCCCGUCGAGAGCACUCAGGGCGCUGAUGGAAAAUUGGUUGCCGAAGAGGAAAUGACAGAAGGACGGAUCAGGUGGGCGACUGUUCACUUAAUGAUAGAGGCAUACGGAGGUGUUUUCUUCUGGGUUUUCUUGACGCUUGCAUACACCAUUGCGGUAGGAUGCGAGAUUGUAUCUACUUGGUGGCUUGCGCACUGGGCUCAAGCAUACGAGCGGAGUACUGGUGACGUGAAUGUACCAUACUAUCUUAUCACCUACAUCGUGCUAUUUCUCCUGCAAGAGACGGCAUGGUCUGUUGCUCAAGUUUUCUACACGUUCGCGAGCGCUCGAGCAUGUCAAUAUGUCCAUGACGCACUGUGCGAGAGCGUAUUCCGCUCCAACCUUCGUUGGAUAGAUAGCACUCCUGUUGGAAGAAUUAUCUCGCGCUUUACUGGGAAUUUGUCGGAAUUUGAUAAUGGCCUCACGUCUCUAGCAGAAAUAAUGGUGCGGACCACUCUUUCGUUGGUCUUGAGGCUGGCGGUCAUUCUCUAUAUGACACCUCUAUUUGCCAUACCAAGCGCUGUGGUCCUUACGCUUGGCCUGGGUCUCGGACAUCUUUACAUACACACGCAGAUGUCCAUAAGACGACUUCGAUCAAACUGGCGUUCACCGCUGUUCAAUCAUCUCAAUGCGGCCGUUGCUGGGCUGAUUUCUGUGCGGGCAUAUGGAGCUGAAGAUUCCUUCAAGGCAGAAUUACGACGACGAGCUGAUGCAUACUCGCGACCGUCGAGAACCUUUUUCAAUUUAGCCAGGCAAGCCCAGUGGGCGUCCACUAGAACGGACGUACUCAGGGGUUUGUUUGCAUCAGGACUUGCUGCUUAUUUCUUAUACGGAAGGAUGGGCAUUGGUGCGAGCACUACUGGGUUCAGCCUUGCAGUCGCUAUGGAGUUCUCCGGGUCUAUUCUAACUUGGGUUCGAUAUGCCAACAUGUUUGAACUUGCAGCCAACAGCUUGGAGCGCAUUCGAGACUAUCUGGUCAUUGACCAUGAACCAGUUCCGACGGAGCGUGGAAAACCACCCGCAUAUUGGCCUGCGUCUGGUGCAAUACAAGUCCGAAACUUGUCUGCACGCUAUUCGAAGGACGGCCCAACUGUGCUGCAUAAUGUCUCGGCCGAAAUCCGGUCAGGCGAACGUAUUGGAAUAGUUGGCAGAACUGGAAGCGGAAAGAGCUCUCUGGCCCUAGCCCUUCUGCGCCUGGUCCCGACAGAAGGCGAAGUGCACUUCGACGGUCGACUCACUUCCGAUCUUAAUCUGGACGCCCUCCGCGCAAACAUUGGUAUCAUCCCUCAAGAUCCUACACUGAUCUCCGGCACAUUAAGACUGAACCUUGAUCCAUAUUCUCAGCACGAUGAUGCCGCACUAUACAGUGCUCUGAAGGCUGCAGGUCUCUUGCCUGCAUCAGGUGUGUCAAACAGCACAGAUCUAAACCUGGAUAGUACAGUGGCGAAUGCUGGCAGCAACUUCUCGGUUGGUCAGCGACAGUUGAUAGCCCUCGCUCGUGCCAUUCUGCGUCGAACACGCGUCCUCAUCCUCGAUGAAGCGACGGCAUCCGUCGACGGCGAUACCGAUGCGAUCAUACAGGCAUCCAUCCGGGACGAACUAAAGCACGCUACCUUGAUUACCAUCGCACACCGUCUUCUCACGAUCAUGGACUAUGAUAAGAUAAUGGUAUUAGAUGGUGGAAAGCUCGUCGAGUUCGACACACCCUGGGCGUUGUUGCAAAACGAAAACGGUUAUUUCAGAUCCUUGGUUGAUGCAAGUGGCGAUAAACAACGUGUAUUCGCGAUAGCUGAGAAAGCCGGGGCAUCCGCCGCCGCCCGUUAA